ACUGUUAUGGAUCAAGCAGAACAAUUAAUGAGAAAAUAUUUAGAGCAUGAAUACAUCCAACCCACUCUCUAUAGUAAUGACUACGAUACCCUCUCUCCUUUCUUUUCUCCACCAUCUUCCCUUAUCAACUCAAGGCUCAUAAAGCUAUUCUCAUCUUCAUCAUAACCUAAAACAAAAAUCACGAAGUGUGAACCAAAGUAAAACAAAACCUUAGUGUAUAUCAGAUCUCGAUAUUAUGGAUCCAAUCCAUGGCUUUAUUGGCACAACAAACAUCUCACACAACACAAACCUUAUGAUCGCCGCCGCAGCAGUCACUACCUCAUCCUCCUCCUCCUCGUCUUCUUCAGGCGGAUCGGCGACGACCCAGCUGAGUAGGUAUGAGAAUCAGAAGAGAAGAGAUUGGAACACAUUUGGACAGUAUCUACGCAACCACCGUCCCCCACUUUCUCUCUCCCGUUGCAGUGGUGCUCAUGUUCUUGAGUUUCUCAGGUACCUCGACCAAUUUGGCAAGACCAAGGUUCACACACAACUGUGUCCGUUCUUUGGACACCCAAAUCCACCAGCACCAUGUGCCUGUCCACUACGGCAAGCAUGGGGCAGCCUCGACGCACUCAUUGGCAGGCUUCGAGCCGCUUUUGAAGAGAACGGUGGUUCACCUGAGACUAACCCUUUCGGUGCACGAGCCGUUCGUCUCUACCUAAGGGAAGUGCGUGACUCGCAGGCUAAAGCGCGUGGGAUCAGCUAUGAAAAGAAGAAGCGAAAGCGUCCUCCUCCGAUGCCCCUACCACCGCCUCACUCGGUGAUUUCCAGUAGCCCUAAUUAGCAAUAAGUCAUAUCAAUAAGAUGUUUCAGUCAACUACGUUUGUCAGUGACGAACAUGCACAUGCACGACUUAUCUAAAAGUUGCAUGCCAGUCUUCCUAAUCCUCUUAUUUGGAAACCUAAAGAAUUUUAUGUUGUACUGAAUAAACUUGUAUUUUUCUUUUUGGACUCCCAUAAACAUGUAUUACUAUAUUUCCAAUACAUGCAACAUUAUUAUAUAUAAUUUUUUUCCAACCCUUUA
Brassica napus (rape) is the source of this 1062-nucleotide messenger RNA. Its product is annotated as protein LIGHT-DEPENDENT SHORT HYPOCOTYLS 4. Gene Ontology annotation, cellular component: nucleus. Gene Ontology annotation, biological process: mRNA transcription; response to light stimulus. The transcript is spliced from 2 exons. The coding region runs from base 236 to 823 and encodes 195 amino acids. The record is from RefSeq and is a predicted model, not a curated record. NCBI's taxonomy places the organism in Eukaryota, Viridiplantae, Streptophyta, Magnoliopsida, Brassicales, Brassicaceae.